CUCACCGGAGCCGCACGCGCUGUCGGGAGGAGCCGCGCGCAGGGUCUGAGAAACUUUAACGAGUUUGAACUCCGAGCAGCUUCCGGUUCCUAAAACAUUAUUUCUCUUUUAUUUCGGCUUCCUUUUGGUUUUAUUGUUUCCUCUCCUGUCUGAACUGAACCUGGAGGAUCCGGACCAAGACCAGGACAAGGACCAAGACCAGGACCAGGAGGAUGUCCCGGGCGGAGGAGCGCGAGGAGGCGGACUGUGUGUGUUCGGUCGGGAUGAAGUUCACGUGGGACAUCAACGACCCCAAACUGCCGCAGGACACGAAGCAGUUCGACCCGUUUCAGGAGUGGACAGACGGUUACGUUCGGUUCAUCUACAGCGGCGAGGAUAAGAACGCUCAGAGACAUCUUUCCGGCUGGGCGAUGAGAAACACCAACAACCACAACUGUCAGAUCCUGAAGAAGUCCUGUCUCGGCGUGGUGGUCUGUUCCCGGGGCUGCACGCUGCCCGACGGGUCAAGACUACAGCUCCGUCCCGCCAUCUGCGACAAGGCACGGCAGAAACAGCAGAAGAAGCUGUGUCCGAGCUGUAACGCCACCCUGGAGUUGCUGCCGUGUCGCGGCCACAGCGGUUACCCCGUCACCAACUUCUGGAGGAUCGACGGAAAGGCCAUCUUCUUCCAGGCUAAAGGAGUCCAUGAUCAUCCCAGACCAGAGUCCAAGUCCGAGACUGAAGCCAGGAGAAGCUCAGUGAAGAGACGAGUCAGCUCUCCGCCGUUCACACCCAAGAGACGACUCAUCGAAACACAGGCUUUGGGCCCCACCCUCCUCUCCUGCGUCGAUCCAUCAGACAGACUGUCCUUCAUCGAGCCGAACUUCCCACAGCAUUACCCAGCAUUCCAGAGCCCAGAGCCCUACUACAACCCCCACAAUGCACUAGGGGACACCCCGCCCACACUACAGAAACCAGCCAAUCCCAGGCUUUACAUGGGCCGGCCCAGCUAUGAGUUCCAAGGAUACCUGACCUCGCCUUCCUAUCCUAUGACCUCUGACCUCUGUGACCCCAGGGUGGCCCCAGUCCUGGGAUCCUCAUCCUCCUCCUCUUCAUCAUCGGCUCCUCUCUCCUCCUCCUCCUCCUUCGACCCCCAGACCAAGUCUCCCGCAGGCUGGAAGGACCUGCUGAAGAGCUCCGCCCCCUACGGUGACAACCACCACUAUUACAGCACCGAGUACCCCUGCCGUUACCCCACUAAUGCCCCAGGGUCCCCCGCAGCGCUGCAGACCAUCAUCACCACGACCACCAAGGUCUCCUAUCAACCCUGUCCAAAGCCUCCUGCAUCGCUGCCUUCCUACCCAUCCUGUCCUAAACCUUCGGCCGGACUCUCGUCCUACCAGUCCUGCGCUCCCCCAAAACCUCCAGGCCUGCCCGGCUGCUCCUCCAUGAUGGAUGAUGCCUCCCCUUCCUCAUACUCCACUGAGGUGAAGGUGACGGAGGAGUCGGGUGGAGUCAUCAAGUCUUUGUCAUUUCAGCCUGAACCUCUGCAGACCAAAACAGAGCGGGCCGACGGCUAUGACUAUCGCUACGCCUACCCCAACACGUACCGCUACGACGACUACUGACGCAGCACUACCCCCAACACCAUGACCACUACUACUGCUACGCCUACCCCAACACGUACCGCUACGCCGACUACUGACGCAGCACUACCCCCAACACCAUGACCACAAUUAUCGCUACGUCUACCCCAACACCAUGACCACAACUACGCUACGCCUACCCCAACACGUACCGCUAUGACGACUACUGAUGCAGCACUACCCCCAACACCAUGACCACAACUACUGCUACGCCUACCCCAACACGUACCGCUACGACGACUACUGACGCAGCACUACCCCCAACACCAUGACCACAACUACCGCUACGCCUACCCCAACACGUACCGCUACGACGACUACUGGCGCAGCACUACCCCCAACACCAUGACCAUAGUUACGCUACGCCUACCCCAACACGUACCACUACAACGACUACUGAUGCAGUACUACCCCCAACACCAUGACCAGAACUACCGCUACGCCUACCCCAACACGUACCGCUAUGACGACUACUGAUGCAGCACUACCCCCAACACCAUGACCAGAACUACCGCUACGCCUACCCCAACACGUACCGCUAUGACGACUACUGAUGCAGCACUACCCCCAACACCAUGACCAGAACUACCGCUACGCCUACCCCAACACCAUGACCACAACUACUGCUACGCCUACCCCAACACGUACCACUACGAUGACUACUGACGCAGCACUACCCCCAACACCAUGACCACAACUACCGCUACGCCUACCCCAACAUUUACCGCUACGACGAUUGCUGACGCAGCACUAACCCCAACACCAUGACCACAACUACCGCUACGCCUACCCCAACACGUACCGCUACGACGACUACUGACGCAGCACUACCCCCAACACCAUGACCACAACUACCGCUACGCCUACCCCAACACGUACCGCUACGAUGACUACUGGCGCAGCACUACCCCCAACACCAUGACCAUAGUUACGCUACGCCUACCCCAACACGUACCGCUACGACGACUACUGACGCAGCAAUACCCCCAACACCAUGACCACAACUACCGCUACGCCUGCCCCAACAUUUACCGCUACGACGAUUGCUGACGCAGCACUAACCCCAACACCAUGACCACAACCACGCUACGCCUACCCCAACACGUACCGCUACGACGACUACUGACGCAGCACUACCCCCAACACCAUGACCACAACUACCGCUACGCCUGCCCCAACAUUUACUGCUACGACGAUUGCUGACGCAGCACUAACCCCAACACCAUGACCACAACCACGCUACGCCUACCCCAACACGUACCGCUACGACGACUACUGGCGCAGCACUACCCCCAACACCAUGACCAUAGUUACGCUACGCCUACCCCAACACGUACCGCUACGACGACUACUGAUGCAGUACUACCCCCAACACCAUGACCAGAACUACCGCUACGCCUACCCCAACACGUAUCGCUAUGACGACUACUGAUGCAGCACUACCCCCAACACCAUGACCAGAACUACCGCUACGCCUACCCCAACACGUACCGCUACAACGACUACUGACGCAGGACUACCACCAACACCGUGACCACAAUUACGCUACGCCUACCCCAACACGUACCGCUACGACGACUACUGACGCAGCACUACCCCCAACGCCGUGACUACUGAUACUACAACUAGUACUAGAAGUACAACAAUUACUUUAUCUACACAAGCUGUUUGGUUCAAUAUCUGAAUGGUGUACUGAACUUCUGCUGCGACUGGACGGUUUAGGAGCUGAGAGGAUCUUCAGGACUAAACUCUGAACUGAACCUAAACUUUGGCCCAUGAGAAACUUUCUGAAGAUGUUCAUGGAGUUCAUUCAUGUUCCCUAAGGAAGAUCCUUUUUCAUCUCACGCCAGCUGUCCUCUAGCGCCCCGUUCAGGACAAAAAGUGAAGAUUUUGGACACAAGAUUAGACAGAAAUGUAAGAACACUCAAACUGGGACUUGGUGUUUCUGGAGCUUUCAGUCCUGUCUCAUGGCCUUCAGCAGUGAAAGGAGUUGAAUGGAGCAAUUGUCAUUUUAAUGGUUUUGAUAGUUGUCACGUGACAUAAGUAUGGAGUGCAUUUUGGUAUAGGUGGUGGAAUAUGUGUGGAGGUGGUCUCUGCAGGUAGAAGUGAGCUGUAUGUUUUAGGCCGUGAGCAGACAGGAAGUGUUUUUUGCAGUGAAAGGUGUCUUUAUCCAGUUUUCUACAGGCAGCGUUUGGCGCACUGCUCAGCGCACUGCUCUGAACACCUCAAGUAGAAAAAACAAACUCAGAAGUGGAAAUCCCAACGUCAUUAGCUCUCUGUCUGAUCCUCUGAGUCCUCAGAAGUGAGGUGCUUUUGGUCACGUGAUGAUAAACUAAACCGUCCUGUUAUUUCCAAAGUCAUGUGUGAACCUUCAAGCUCAGGAUUCAGUUACUUUGAACCACAAAUGACCUCAGAAAGAACCAGCUCUUUAUUUCUAACAUCCUCUGUUUUAUAUUUGAACAUAUUUUAGUACGACACCUCCCUGUUUUCUGAUUCCACUCAAUCAAAAUGUUAAGAUAUUUUUGGUCACUGCAUUCAGAAAGUGUGUUGAACCUGUGGGAUUUAUCAUCAGGAAUGUUUGUGUUUGGGUUAUUUAUUGCAUCAGUCAGUAAAGUGGUUGGACUGACCUACAGUGUGAAAGUGAACUGGAUUGAACUGGACCGUCUCUGCUGCUGAAGGAAAGAAUCAGCUGCUGAAUGAGAUGAGAACAUGUCAAAAUGUUUCUGUAUGAACUGAAGUCUCACAUUAAAGAAACUUGUACAGAC
Molecule: messenger RNA, 4390 nt
Organism: Micropterus salmoides (largemouth bass)
Lineage: Eukaryota; Metazoa; Chordata; Actinopteri; Centrarchiformes; Centrarchidae
Gene: gcm2
Product: glial cells missing transcription factor 2
Exons: 8
Coding region: 213-1607 (464 amino acids)
Biological process (GO): regulation of transcription by RNA polymerase II; gliogenesis
Cellular component (GO): nucleus
Molecular function (GO): RNA polymerase II cis-regulatory region sequence-specific DNA binding; DNA-binding transcription activator activity, RNA polymerase II-specific
Source: RefSeq, a predicted model, not a curated record